This is a messenger RNA of Rhododendron vialii, 2377 nucleotides long. Its product is annotated as probable plastid-lipid-associated protein 14, chloroplastic. NCBI's taxonomy places the organism in Eukaryota, Viridiplantae, Streptophyta, Magnoliopsida, Ericales, Ericaceae. Gene Ontology annotation, biological process: protein phosphorylation. The coding region runs from base 196 to 2214 and encodes 672 amino acids. The record is from RefSeq and is a predicted model, not a curated record. Gene Ontology annotation, molecular function: protein kinase activity; ATP binding. The transcript has 14 exons.
UAAUUUCCUUUAACAUCUUAGUAAUUCUGUUCGGUUGCCUAGAUUAUGUAGGAAAAUGGAAUAAAAUUCCAGAACUUUGAAGAUCUCGAAGGGAGCCUAAUAAUAAGAACAACUGUAAAACCUCAGCUGGACUUGGUCUAGCUUAGGUGUGCCCCAAUUUCUCAGUUUAGGAAGCCUAAACACAAUUUCGUCAAAAUGGCAUUGUGCGGGAUUGCCCGGUGUCCUAAUUGGGACAGGGCUGCGAUACCAAUUCAAAGUUUUAAUUCGUCGACAAGACUGGUCAGACUGACUUUUGGUCCUUUGAUGGGCAAAAUUGGUUAUUCAAGUCGGAUUCUAAGAUCAAGAAUUAGAUUUUCAAUUUCAAGCAAGAAUGCUACUCCAUUGGAUUCUGAGGAGAGAGCCAGUGACACUUUCUCUGAUUCUUUCGAGGAAGAAUUGGGGCAUGUGAUGAAGUUCAAGAUGUCUGAUUUUGAAAUUUGUGAUCGGGUUAGCAUUGGUCUGAGUGGGCGGGCAGAUGAGGUGGUUUUUGAAGCAGUUGUUAAGGAUGUUGAUAGCCCUUUGCAUAAUUCAAGAGUCUUGCUACGACGACUUACCAGUGCUCAAGCUCAGCGUAGAGGGAAACGUGCAAUUGAGGUAUUAAAGAAGCUAGCUCGCCGUAGGCUUAUGUAUCAUUCUUACUCGAUGCAAGUUCAUGGCUAUGUUGACCCAUCUUCAACUGGUGAUUAUGGCUCAUUUACACUAGUUCACGGGUAUCACGGUAGCUUUUCUUUAAGGCAUUGGCUCCAACAGUCAGAUUGGCUUCCGACAUUGGAAGCUACUCUUGCUUUGGAUGAGGAUUCUGUCAGGAGGGUGGGAGAUGACACAGUUGGAGGACCUGCUGUUUCUCGACAAUUGCGACUUACUCGAAUUUUGAUGAGGGAUCUCUUGAUUGGAGUGAAUUACUUACACAGCCAUGGACUUGCCCAUACAGAGUUGAGGCUUGAGAAUGUGCAUGUCAGCCCUGUGGACAGACAUAUUAAAGUAGGUAUAUUAGGAAAUGCUGCUGAUUUUUAUGAUGACAAUCCAAGUAACAAUUCAAUGGAUGCUAACAUGGAUAGGAGACAAAUGAUGAUUGCCUUUGACAUGAGGUGUGUUGGAUUCAUGAUGGCAAAAAUGGUGUUGCAGGAACUCAUGGAACCAUUUAUAUUUGCGAAGUUCAAAUCAUUCUUCACAAAGGGAUACGAUCCAUCCUGUCUGCGCGAGUAUCUGCUGCAGAGUCUUGGUAGGAAUUCAUCAUCUGGGAAUGCUGGACUACAAAUACUUGACCGGAACUGGGGUGCAGGCUGGAACCUUCUAUCCUUACUUCUUGCGUCCAAGCCUUCUGAGAGAAUAAGUUGUUUAGAUGCUUUGAGACACCCAUUUUUGUGUGGACCAAGAUGGCGAGUGGAACCAUCUAUGGACAUCAUCAGAUGGGGUCUGGGUUCGACUGCUGUUCGGAUUACAGAGGAAUACAUUUAUGGCCCUCAACAGCGUAGUAGGCUGGCCCACUUCAUCGAAUUAAUGGAGAUGUUGAAUCCACAUUCAAAGCCAAAGAAUUGGCGAGGUUUACUGCUCGGAAAAUGGCGCCUCUUGUACUCCACUGGAAGGCACAUAGGGUUAACACUUCGGCAGCCUCCUGCCCGAGUCCUUAUUGGUGAUGUGCAUCUAACUGUAAAAACAACAUCAAAGUUUUGCACAACCUUUUCCUUCACCUCUGAAAUUAGUUUUACGGUGUUAAUUGGCCACAAUUGGCCCCACGACAAGGCAGGAGUAGCUGGGAAAUUGGGAGUGGACUCUUGUUUUAGAUUAACAGCCGGGAAACGGCAAUAUCUCAAGGAAGAAAAGGAAACAAAUUUCCUCCCAUCAUCAUCAAACACCGCAGAUUCCAUAGUCAAAAAGCUCUCUGGGAGAAGGUGGAGGAAAGCGAUUCCUUUUAAGGAGUUCCCUUCAAGCCUUCCUGUGGCCAAACUUGUCUCUAAUGAGAUUGAGGUUGCAAUGAGUCUCAAUGAUCCGUUGGCGAAGAAUGUCGAUGCUGCCAAAAAUGCAGUUCAUGAGGUCAGGACACAAGUUCCGCCAGAAAUGUUUGAUCUCUCCAAACUAGUUUGUGGAACAUAUGUGGACAGUCGCCUGCUGGUCCUUCGCGGGGUGAGUGGAUCGGCUCUCUUCUUUACUAGAACUUGUGCAAAUGAGCUGUAGAUGGCAAGUUUCCCAUUGGUUUUUGUGUUGGUUGGGGCAAUCAGUUUGUAUUUAUGUUCCUAAUUUCUAAUGAUUAAUGAUGUACAGAAACAGAAAAAUCAGACAAGGAUUAACUUCAUUUUUGUCGGCCGACAAAGCAAAAGAAACAAACUCAUCUUUUUCA